GUCGGUCGUUUGACGUACUCCUGGGUUCUGUAGAAAGCAAGCGGUGACAGCCAUGAAAACUCAAGUUAUUUUCGCGCAGUGUGCCUUGACUCUCCUUUCUAUUUUGGCAUCACAGAAGGCGGAUGCUGCCGUAUCCUGUGCUACAGCGGGAGGAGUGUGUAUUGACGCCGACUCCACAGAACUGGAAGGAUGCGUGAGCGUCGUGGGAAAGUGUAAGAAAAACCAGGAGUGCUGCCUAGACUUAGCCAGAGGAGGAAACAAAGACAGACAGUGCAACAGAGCCGGAGGAAAAUGCAAGAGGAAGAGCGACUGUAAUCGAAAUGAUAUCUUGGACGAGCCAUGCAGUGGAAACGAUGUGUGUUGUGACGACAGCAGUGAUUGUGAUACGGAUAGAGAAUGUAGCAGGGAAGGUGGUCGAUGCAAGAGUAGUUGCUCUAACGACGAGAGGAAAAUUCGAGAUGGCUGCAAAGGCGGUAAAUGUGUCUGUUGUGUCAGCGAGUGCGAACCCAAAUCAUCCUGUUCUCGGGAAGGAGGUCACUGCGUUAGUAACAAGAAACGGUGUGAUGGACGCAUUCUAAACAAUGGUUGCAGUGGGGAUGAUUGUUAUUGUUGCAUUUCAGAUUCAACGGGCUCUUCCUCAUCGAGUUCCACACCCUCGUCAACAAGCUCAUCCACGCCUUCCUCCACAAGUUCUUCAACGCCUUCCUCCACCAGCUCCUCAACGCCUUCUUCCACCAGCUCGUCAACACCUUCCUCCACCAGCUCGUCAACGCCUUCCUCCACCAGCUCAUCCACGUCAUCCACCACUUCGGAUCGAAAACGCUGACUUGUCUCUCGAGCUUCAACUGGCCCUUUCCUACCGAAGCAUGUUCUUUUCAGUUCUUUUCGUUAGGGUCGCCGUCUGCUUUCGAAAUCCUGCCCUCCCGUGUUAGUGAGUUAUUUCUGAAUCGCUUCUCGUUUGGUUUGUUUUUUUGUUUUUUGUUUUUUUCCCCUUGCAGAAUUGAAUUGUGGAAAAUGAACGAUUGAUUUAUUGUCAAAAAAAUUAUAAAUAUUGAAUGAAAUAAAUGUUUAGCACCUCACUGGGUCUGCGAUAU
Molecule: messenger RNA, 1094 nt
Organism: Penaeus chinensis
Lineage: Eukaryota; Metazoa; Arthropoda; Malacostraca; Decapoda; Penaeidae
Product: putative protein TPRXL
Exons: 5
Coding region: 53-826 (257 amino acids)
Source: RefSeq, a predicted model, not a curated record